UGAGCGCUGAGAGGCGUAAAUAUUGUGGCAGUGUUGGUGUUGAGUGCAGAAAGAGCAGGGUUUGUGCGUGUUCUGGUGCGGGAAGCGAACAGAGGGAAAGAAGGGAUCGAGCGAAACCUAGUGAAAGCACGUCGCAAGCAUUCAGUAUAAACACCUGCUGUUGCAGCGGUUUCAGGUGGACGCGGGUCGGUGGCGUGUCAAAUCCGGGGACCACCACCAACACCCGAGGAGGGCACGUAAUCUCAACACACAAGAGAGAGGGGGCAGGACACACACGUGAUGAGCGCGUCUCAGGAAGAGUCACAGGGGAUGACCACCGCUGCGGAGGAGAGCCAAGACACCCCUGGGGACUCCUUGGAUGACACGCAAGAGUCGAAGGAGGAGGAGGAGGAGGAGGAGGGCGGCGGCGGCAAGAAGAAAGGCAAGAAGAAGAAGGCGGAGUUGCCGAUCUUCACCAAGAGGGAUCCCAUCGAUCGUGUCCCCCUCCCAUCCACCGGGACGACCUUCACCGUGCUGUCGUGGAACGUGAACGGCAUCCGAGCGACCGCCAAGAAAGGCCUGGAGCCGCUGAGGCGUAUGGUGAAGAAAGAGAUGCCCGAUAUCAUCUGUUUGCAGGAGACCAAGAUCCAGGAGAAGGACGUCGAAGCAUUGAGGGCACAAGAUAUUCUCCCCGGCUACGCUUCGGAGUGGAGCUGCUCCCGGACGAAGUUGGGUUACUCGGGCACGGCGGUUUUCUUCACCAAGCAGUCCGACCCAUGGAAGGGGGACGGGGGUGGAAUAGACGCAACGGGCAACGGGUUUCCAUCCGAUGAGCCGGCGAGGAAGAAGCUCAAGCAGGGAAAAAUUUCCACGUUUUUCUCCCCGAAGCCUAGCAAGAAGUCGGUGAAGGGGUCAGCGCCGGAAAGUGAGACACCGACACGCGCCCCUGCGGCAGAACCGGCAACGUCCGCGGCGGCAUCGACGAAUUCGGCGGAUUCUUUGCCCGGGGGCCGCAGCGGAUUCAAGGUGCUGUCGGUUCGGUUCGGCAUUGGGGGUGACUCGAAGCACAACAACGAGGGCCGGUCGAUCACCGUCGAGUACGAGAAGUUGUUCGUGGUGACUGUGUACGUGCCCAACUCUGGAGAAAAGCUGGUGCGCCUUGAUUACCGCACCAAGGAGUGGGACGUGGCUCUGAAGGCCUACGUGGAAUCUCUGGAGGCGCGAGGGAAGCCGGUAGUGCUCACUGGUGACCUCAACGUCGCCCAUUUAGACCUCGACAUCUACAACAGAGGCGCGAAGCACUUGCCGAAAAACGCCGCCACGACCAAGGAGGAGCGGGAUUCGUUCGACUCGUGGGUUAACGGGGGAAAGGUUUCGGACGCGUUCCGACGGUUACACCCGGACGCCGAAGGGGCGUACACCUACUGGAGCGUUCGAACCGGCGCGCGACCCGUCAAUAGGGGGCUACGACUGGACUACUUCGUGUGCUCUAAUGCCGUUUUCGAGGAGGGGGCGGCCGAGGGGGGGCAAGCGAAAGCGACGGCAAGGCGGGCGAAAGGCAGCGCGCCCAAGGGGGAGGGGGCGACGGGCGCGAAGGGGAUGGUGGUGCACGACUGCUUCAUGCUGGACGAGGCGACCGUGGGCGUGAGCGACCACUGCCCCAUCGGAAUCACGCUUCGCUCGACGUGAGGACACCAUAAAUGACGCAGGUCCUGCUGCCCAUGUAUGAGUCACGCUCCGUCCAAAAUACAUGCAACAUCUGGUAGAGUGGAGGCGAACACAACGGAUCGGACCGUCCAGCAACGCGAUUUGGUAGCGCUACCGGUCGCUCAGAGGAGAAGAAGAGCACAGAUGCUGCAGCUGUUCGUCGUUGGGUAUUGAAACGCUAGGGAGUCCGUGGUUGGCUAUGCAACUUCUGUGUGUUGAAAUAAGCUACGCCGCCGGGUGCAGUUAAUG
Ectocarpus sp. CCAP 1310/34 is the source of this 1935-nucleotide messenger RNA. Lineage: Eukaryota; Phaeophyceae; Ectocarpales; Ectocarpaceae. The record is from the annotation of a GenBank genome assembly.